UAUUGAUACUCUUUUGUUUGAGACUUCCCCCCCCAUAUCUCCCGCGCCUCCCAACCAUGAACAUUAUCAUCCCGAUGGGCGGCAUUGGCUCGCGGUUUGAGCGCGACAACUACCGCUUCCCAAAGCCCUUGAUCAACAUUGUCGGCCAUCCGAUGCUCUACUGGCUGCUGGACAACCUCAGCAUUGACCGCUCGAACGACGUCAUCUGGAUGGCUGUCAUGACCUCGGUCGAGAACAUCUUCCACUUCAAGAAGCGUGUCUGCAAGCAGUAUCCCAAGCACCGCAUCAACGUCGUCACGCUCGACUUUGAGACGCGCGGCCCGGCAGAAACCGUGUUUGUCGUGCUCCAGCACAUGAAGCCGGACGACUUGAAGCGCCGCACCAUCUGCCUCGACUGCGACACCAUAUACUUUAGCGAUGUUCUUGCCGACUUUCGCCGUCUCGAUCCGGGCGUCAACGCCUCCUUUUGCUUUGAGGACAAGAUUGGCCAGCCCGUGUUCAGCUACAUUGCGAUGGACGACCAGCAGAACAUUCUCGACAUCAAGGAGAAGAUGCCCAUCUCGACCUGGGCCAAUACCGGCGCUUACGGCUUUGCCAGCGGCGAGCUGCUCAAGCAGUUUUGCGUCGAGCAGCUCGACACGUCCGUCGACUCGACUGGCGAGUACUACACUUCUGCCAUCAUUCGCUUGAUGCUGUCGCAAAAGCAGCCCUUCAAGGGAGUCAAUGUGAGCGACUUUUACUGCGUCGGCUCGCCAGACCAGCUCACAGACUUUUUGCACAACAUUCGCAUCGGCAAGAUCAAGUCCCCACGAACGAUGCGCUUUUGCUUUGAUCUCGACAACACGCUCCUGACCUACCCGCUGGUCGAAGGCGACUACACGAGCUGCCAGCCCAUGGAAAAGAACAUCCAGCUGGUGCGCGAGCUCAAGGCUGCGGGACACUACAUUAUCAUUUCGACGGCGCGUCGCAUGAAAACCCACGGUGGCAACGUCGGCGCCGUCAUCAAGGACAUUGGCUGGAUCACGCUGAACGCCCUCGAGACCAACCAAAUCCCGUACGACGAACUGCAUUUCGGCAAGCCCCACGCAGACAUUUACGUUGACGACUUGGCCGUCAACGCCUUUAGCGACACGGAGAAGGAGCUCGGCUGGUCGCUCAUCACCUCGGGACGCGAUUCGUCGGUGCCUGCGCGUCAGCUCGGCGUCAUUGAAGCGCGCAACUUUAACAAGGUCACCUUUGUCGACAACUAUGUCAUCAAGUCGUCGCACAACGACAUUAUUCGCGGCGAGCGCUUCUUCUACGAGCACAUGCCUGCAGACAUUGCCCACCUCUUCCCACGCCUGCUCGAGUCGUCCACCGAGCAAAAGACCAACAUUGUCACCAUCAAGCUCGAGCAGGUCAAGGGCGUGACGUAUUCGCAUCUCUCCAUCAACCGCUGCUUGACCGAUGGCCGCUUGCUCAAGCUUCUUCGCGCGCUGCACGCGCUGCAUUCGUCGCAAGGCCACCCGGGAGACCGCCCCGACCCUGCCACGCUCGACUUGUACCAAAACUACGCCCCGAAGGUGCGCGCCCGCUACGCCAAGUCGCGCGCCAUCUACGACGCCAUCGAUCCUGUCGGCGUCAAGGCCGCCUUUGACACCAUUGUCGCCGCUCUUGACAACUACGAGGCAGAGAAGCUUGCAGUGUACUCGCACGUCAUCCACGGCGAUCCCGUCUUUUCCAACGUCCUUCUCAAGUCGGACGGCAACCUGGUCAUGAUUGACAUGCGCGGCCAACUCGGUGGCCAUGUCACCAUGCAAGGCGACCGCAACUACGACUUGGCCAAGCUGUACCAGUCGCUCUGGGGCUACGACUUUGUGCUGCUCGACAAAGAAGACAAUGCCGACGACGAGGCAUUGCUUGCGCACCUCCGCCACAUCUUUUUGCAGUUUGUCACUGAAAAGUAUGCUCAAGAGUCGGCGCCCAGCAUCUACUACCUCGACAUCUUGACGGCGUCGCUGUACUUGUCGCUCAUUCCGCUGCACGACGCCCACCAUCGCCAGUUCUUUGGCCUGUGCCAGAAGGUGCUUGCGCAUUCCGAACAGUACCGCCCAGCCUCUCUUGCCAAGUAGAAAAAAACCAAAACGGCGCCAUCUGUUCUUGUGGUGUUGCUUGUUGCUUGUUGCUUGUUGGAUGUUGGUGCUUUUGUUGUUUUGUGUUUUUGUCUGCUCGAGCCUGUCUUUGCCGAGUUUUUUUUUUCGGCUGUUUUUUUUUGGUGCUUUUUGUAUUCUUAGAACAACACGCUCCCCUUUCCUAUUGAACACCGUAUCC
This is a messenger RNA of Capsaspora owczarzaki ATCC 30864, 2310 nucleotides long. RefSeq lists its product as hypothetical. The record is from RefSeq and is a predicted model, not a curated record. Gene Ontology annotation, biological process: biosynthetic process. The coding region runs from base 57 to 2111 and encodes 684 amino acids. The transcript is spliced from 2 exons. Lineage: Eukaryota; Filasterea; Ministeriida; Capsasporidae.